This is a messenger RNA of Penicillium cinerascens, 474 nucleotides long. RefSeq lists its product as uncharacterized. The transcript is spliced from 4 exons. The record is from RefSeq and is a predicted model, not a curated record. NCBI's taxonomy places the organism in Eukaryota, Fungi, Ascomycota, Eurotiomycetes, Eurotiales, Aspergillaceae. The coding region runs from base 1 to 474 and encodes 157 amino acids.
AUGCAGUUCAAGCUCUCUACACUUGUUGCCCUCCUGGCCGCAUCCCCGGCCCUCGCCGCUUCCAAGGGCGCUACCGUCGCUGCCGGUAUCUACAAGGUCACUACUAAAGUCUUGGAUGUCAGGAAAGUGGCAGAGAGUAUCGAGCUCACUACCUACCCUUCAAAAGCCAGCCUCUUCUUCUCCGAUUACCGGGGCCUCCUGGAUCUUAAGAACGAGCAGGUUCAGUCCUCUCCCGACGGCAUUGAACCUAGCAGUGAGCCCGAGGUCUGCAAUGCCUUUAUCUCCUACUCGGAGGUCGAGAAGAACUUUCUAGCAACUAUCAUCGACAAGGAAGCAAUUUUUAAGUCGUUCGCUUCCGCCUUACCAGUUCUUGAAAUGCUGCGCUCCGAUUCUUCUAUCAGUGACACAUACUACUCCAACGUGCUUGGCCUUGUUCCAUCUUGCCAGGCUGAUAUCAUGAAAAACGGCAAGUAG